CAGAAUCCAGCGUGUAUAUAAUUGCGUGCACAGAGAACACUAAAUUUCUUUUUGUGCUGACAACUCACCGUAAAUUUCAUGCCGUUUCGCAAGAGAAUUGAUAUAAUGAAAUAGAAGUCGUGUUUGGAAACUAUUAAUUCACGUUUUGUUCAUUGAUAUUUAACCUCACCGGUUUACUCGUUUUUAGUACAGUAUAGCUUAUAUCAUUUGGAUUCAAGUAUUCCUUCAAAACUUAACAUUCAAAGAUGAAUUCUGCUUUUGGAUUUGCGUGCCUGGUGCUUGUUGCACUUAUAGGCAAGGUUUCCCCACUUAAAAAAGGAGACUGUGAAGUUUGUAUAGCUACAGUUAACAAAUUUGCCGAUACUCUGGAUGAGAGUACAAAAAGUGAUACAAAAAAGAUUGAAGCAGCAUUUAAAAAGUUCUGCAAAGACACUAAGUCCAAAGAGAAUAGAUUUUGUUACUAUCUUGGAGGUCUCGAGGAAUCCGCGACUGGAAUUCUUGGUGAAUUGAGUAAACCUUUGUCUUGGUCUAUGCCCGCUGAAAAAAUUUGUGAAAAAUUAAUGAAGAAGGAUGCCCAGAUCUGCGAUCUUCGCUUUGAAAAACAGAUAGAUCUAGACACUGUGGAUUUAAAGAAAUUGAAAGUACGAGACUUGAAAAAAAUCUUGAAUGAUUGGGAAGAAACGUGUGAUGGGUGCAUUGAGAAGACAGAUUUCAUACAGCGAAUCGAAGAGCUGAAACCUCAAUACUCGAGUAGUCAAAAGACUGAACUUUAAGAAGCUCCUCAAUUAGAAUAAUAAUUAUCACUGUUAGCUCGAGGUGUCUCAACGUAACGAUAGGAAAAAUGUUACUUAUUUAACUCAAAUGAAUUACACCAGACCGGCGCAUUAUUUAGUGGGGUUAUUUGUGAUUAGAAAUCAAUUAUUAUCAUGGUUUCUGUCAUGCCUUGUGCCAAUAUGAUGCUCUUUUGGCAUUUCCAGCACCAUCGGUAAGAUUACCCUAAUAAGUGAUUGUCCAUUUAUGACCAGUUCCAUAACCAAAUAUUUUUAUUUUAUCAUUGUCUUUAUCAUGUUGCUUCGACAAUAAUUGCCAGUAUUUUAUUCAUACAAGAUGUAGCAUCAACUAUUACGAUCAAUUAAAAAUUUUAACGUCUCGUUAAAAGGCAUUAAGGCUGCAAAGCUAAGGAUUUUGGUCAAUUAUACGAUGAUGCAAUUUAAAAUCAGCAGGCAACUAUCUUUUACAUUUACAUGAUCGGUCGACCCUACAUUGAAUUGUACUCUGCAUGAUAUUUGGCUUCUUCAACCGCUACUCACAUUAUUCACAGACAAAACCUCGAAAAAUUUUCUCACAUGGUGAUGCCAAAAUACGCUGCAGAGAAAGGACUGUGUAUUGAACAUGAAACAGAAUCAUAGUAACCGUAAUAAUUAUGGUGAUAAAUAAUUAAAUAUUAACUAGGUACUUGUAAAAAAAGAGACAACAAUUAUCAUCAGCGUGUCAUACAUAUUAUUCUGCAUAAUUAUAUCGUAUGCCUCGUUGACAUCUGAAAUCAAUUAAAAAUUCAAAUAUUUAUAGCAAA
This is a messenger RNA of Athalia rosae (coleseed sawfly), 1573 nucleotides long. RefSeq names its product mesencephalic astrocyte-derived neurotrophic factor homolog (gene Manf). Gene Ontology annotation, biological process: dopaminergic neuron differentiation; neuron projection development. The record is from RefSeq and is a predicted model, not a curated record. The coding region runs from base 246 to 773 and encodes 175 amino acids. The transcript is spliced from 5 exons. Gene Ontology annotation, cellular component: endoplasmic reticulum. NCBI's taxonomy places the organism in Eukaryota, Metazoa, Arthropoda, Insecta, Hymenoptera, Athaliidae.